UCAUAUAUGUAAUAGGUCUCAUUAUUAGUCCACAUCACUUACUAGAAAACAUAAAAAAAACCAUCUUGAAUGUUUUAACCAAAGAAACAAUGGAUUGGUAUUCUUGGUUAUCCAAAACUAGCCUUGAUCAAACACUUACCUAUGAGUAUGGUCUUAUUUUCAGCAGAAAUGAGAUUCACAAAGAGGAUCUAACUUACUUCAACCAUGAGUUCCUACAAAGCAUGGGCAUAACUAUAGCCAAACACAGACUAGAGAUUCUCAAAUUGGCAAGAAAGGAAGGAGGAGCCUCAUCAAAUGGCCUUUCAAGACUUGUUUUGGCAAUCAACAAAACCAAGAAGCUCAUUUCCAAGAACUUCAACAAGCUCAGUUUUCACCGAACCUCGACUCAUCUGGCUCUAUCCGAGCUCAAACCUUAUCGAACACAAUGGACCGGAGCACUAAAGAUGCUCGAGAGCUCGAAGGAACAAAGGCAAGAGAAAGCCAUAGUUACAACCAGAAACACGAUGAAGUCAGGACCACUAGACAGAAGAAUGCAAGACAAAAUGAUGGUUACAAGUAGGAAUCUGAGUGUCUCAGGUCCUUUGGAUGGGAAAAUUCAAGAAAAAUUGAUGUACCCUAAUAGGAGUCCAAUGAAGUCUGGGCCAUUGGACAGAAGGUACCAAAAUAGUGCUGUUUAUCCAAGCAGAAGCAAUAAAUCUGGGCCACUGGAUGCAAAGGGCAUGAGCCCAAGGCUUAAUCACUACAAUCAAGAAAUAAUACCAGCUGAUGAUGGGGUUUACUCACAAUGGUCUUUAAUGUUUCAAGAUAUGAAGCCCACUUGACAACUCAUAUGAAGCUGCAGAUUACAGAAUCCUAGGUUAGUUUGUUUUUAGUAGAUAUCAGCUUUGGUUUGAUUUUUAGUAGCAAAAAGGAAGAAUUUACUUUAAGGUAUGGAACAGGCAUGGGGGUUGCUGUGUAACCUUCUUUUCUGCAUUUGUGUACUUGAAAGUCUUGAAUUAAGCUAAGUAUCAAUAAUGUAUGAUGGUUGGUUCAUAUUGAACACAAAAAUUGAAAUUUUAAGCAACGCGAAUCUACUACCACCGGUUUUUCCCAAGAGUUCACUACAGAGCUACCAAAUAUAUGCAAUAAAAGACUAGCAGCAACAAAUAGAUAACAGAGAUUCUACACCAAUUCCUUUCUUCUUCGCUCAUGUAAUGUCAUGUAUAUAAGAUGAAGAUCAUGUCUUCCUAUCGGGAAAGGCAUUAAAGGUCAAAUGCAGGACCUUGAAGAUAUGCGAUUUUGGGGUACACUUAACGCAUAAUGAAAGGAUCUCGCGGGGAGUUUAUUCUGCAAGAGUGGUAUGAUGGUGGGACUUGAUAAUGAUUUUCACAUGCAAUACUCUUUCGAUACUAAGAAAGACAGGUUUCAUGUCAUUCUGUGGUACUACAAAUCAGUGGCGGAGACACCUUAGGCUGAGGGGUGUCAAUUGACGCCCCUUUGCUGGAAAAUUACACUGUGUAGCUAGAUCAAAAAUUUAUUUAUAUGUAUAUAUACUAUAUGUUGAAUCUC
Messenger RNA from Nicotiana attenuata, 1548 nucleotides. RefSeq lists its product as uncharacterized. The transcript has a single exon. Lineage: Eukaryota; Viridiplantae; Streptophyta; Magnoliopsida; Solanales; Solanaceae. Gene Ontology annotation, molecular function: protein binding. The coding region runs from base 90 to 821 and encodes 243 amino acids. The record is from RefSeq and is a predicted model, not a curated record.